AAAUGUUUACUUCGAGGAUCGGCGGCAGCUCGCGCGUAGUCCCUGGCAGCCAAUCUGGGCCCGGUGACGCGCGCGCGAGGCAGCACGGCUCCGUGCUCAUAUUUAACACAGUAGUGCGCGAGAAUAAGCGACAGUACCCGGGACGCGAGCGCGCGGAUGCAGACACCUGCCACAACACAGCCGGCUUUUCAUUCAUUUUCCCCAUUCGAACUGUUUCGUUUCCUUGCUCCUACACGACUUGUGUAUUUUUUUAUUUUUUUUUGCAUUGCACGGGCUUGAUUCAAUGCAUUAGGGCGAUGUGUUGGUGAUAAAAGGAUGCACCGGUGCUUUAACGGUCACUGAGGACUGCACUGCUACGGUUUCUUAUUGCGCUUUUUUUUCUUCUUUUUCUUCACUGGGAUGGAGGGCAGUUCCGGAUUUAUAGCUUGUCACCUUCAAAAACUGUAGGUGUACCAGGAGGAUGCACGAUCUAUAAAGCUAUUUAAAAGGGGGAAAACAAUUUUUUUUUAAUUUAUAAUAAUAUGACCUGGACGCAAAUGAAAAAUCCUAGGUAAAAAAAAUCGACCAGCGCGGAUUACACUUUGAAAUGAAAGCCGAUGCACAUCCAAGAAGUACCGCGCGGCGUGUUUUCGUUUCAGCAUCCUUAAAAACCCCACUAAUGUGGCACUCGGAUUGAUCCAACUAGCCGCCGUGUGUAACGACCAAGAUGAUCCUAUUCCGCAAAUUCCGCGUGCUGCUUCUCAUGGUUUUUCUUGUAGCAUGCACCAUGCACAUCAUGAUCGACUUGCUGCCCAAGCUGGAGAAAAGAGCAGCAGGAGCGGACUCUGCCAACUCGGGCUGUUCUUGCGCGCACGAGCCGAGCGAGGCGCCCCGCGGCCGCAGCAAGCAGCAGCAGCCGCCGCAGCCACCGCAACAGCAGCGCCCGAGGUCCGGAGCACCAGCGGAAGCGAGCUGGCCCAACAAGCACACCCUCAGAAUCUUACAAGAUUUCAGCCAAGAGCCCAACUCGAACCUGAGCUCGCAGUCUCUGGAGAAGGCGGCGGCCACCGGAGACAAGACGGACAUGAUCCGAGGAGCGAAGCAGCGCGCGGCGGACUUCGAGAGCCAGAGGAGUCUGAUGAAGGAGGCGCCGAAUGGAGGCAAGCAGGCGCACGGGGGCGCAUCCAGACUCGCUGCCCUUUACCAACACCCGCUUUAUAACACCGAGCUGCCGCCGCUCACCGACGACGACACGCUGUUUAACGUCAACACGGACAUACGCUUUUAUUCCAAAGCCACCGGAAAUCAAGAAUGGCAUCAUGAGGGAAAUGAGGAAGAGGAGUACAACCCGACCGGGGAGGCCGCUGCUGAGUCAUAUCCCAACUGGCUUCGUUUCCACAUUGGGAUUAAUCGUUAUGAGCUUUACUCCAGGCACAACCCUGUAAUGGAGGCUCUGCUCAAAGACCUGCAAGCCCAGAAGAUCACAAGCGUAGCUAUGAAGUCUGGUGGCACUCAGCUAAAACUCAUCAUGACAUUUCAGAAUUAUGGCCAAGCUCUCUUCAAGCCGAUGAAGCAAACCAGAGAGCAAGAGACUCCCCCAGACUUUUUCUACUUCUCUGACUUUGAGAGGCACAACGCUGAGAUUGCAGCAUUUCAUCUUGACAGAAUUCUGGAUUUCCGACGGGUUCCACCAGUGGCUGGCAGACUAGUAAAUAUGACGCGGGAGAUUCGAGACGUGACCCGGGACAAGAAGCUCUGGCGGACAUUCUUUAUCUCUCCAGCCAACAACAUUUGUUUUUAUGGUGAAUGCUCAUACUAUUGCUCGACUGAACAUGCCUUAUGUGGCAAACCUGACCAGAUUGAGGGCUCAUUGGCUGCCUUUCUGCCUGAUCUAGCCCUUGCCAAGCGCAAGACCUGGAGGAACCCCUGGCGCCGCUCAUACCAUAAGCGCAAGAAAGCUGAGUGGGAAGUGGAUCCAGAUUACUGUGAUGAAGUAAAGCAGACUCCACCCUACGACCAUGGCACUCGUCUGCUGGAUAUCAUGGACAUGACCAUCUUUGACUUCCUAAUGGGAAACAUGGAUCGUCACCAUUAUGAGACUUUUGAGAAGUUUGGCAAUGAGACAUUCAUCAUCCAUCUGGACAACGGCAGAGGAUUCGGAAAACACUCACAUGAUGAAAUGUCAAUCUUGGUGCCCUUGAGUCAGUGCUGCAGGGUAAGGAGGUCCACCUAUCUACGGCUUCAGCUGCUGGCUAAGGAGGAAUACCAGCUAAGUUUGCUGAUGGAGGAGUCUCUUUUGCGUGACCGCCUUUCUCCUAUCCUCAUUAGACCGCACCUGCAGGCUCUGGACCGGCGCCUGCGCCUAGCGCUAAAUGUGCUGACCGAAUGUGUGGAAAAGGAGGGCUACAGCGCUGUAGUUGAGGAUGACAUGGAGCACCGUCAGACCUCUCGGACAAGGUAGUGGAGACAGGACCUACACCAUGAGCCUCGUGCAUGUCGUGCUUGAGACGCGUGUUUGAAUUCAGUGAAUUCCAAGAGACUCACCACCAAUGCCUCUGAAUUGCCACUCUGCAUAUGGAAAAUAUAUGUCUGGUAUGUCUACAGAUGUCUGCAGAAGUUACAGAUACAGAACUUUUGCUCGUUAUGUGUAGACAUGCUCCCCACGUACUUUAGACCAGAGGCAUUACGGAAAAGAGGUCCAUUUUCUUUCCUUUUGAUGCUACCCACAAGCACACGGGAUUGUAUUUUAUGUUCAUUACAUUUCGUUCUUUUUACUUUUGAAGUCCAAGGCUUGCAUUGUAGCCAGUGGUGAAAGCUGCAGCACAUGUUGUUUUGUUACACCCUUCUUUUUAUUACACUGUUGGUUGUGCAAAACUAAUUUAUUAAUUAUUGCAGAAUAUUUUCAUCAGUUCAGAAUAUUAAUGAAAUGGGAGAUGUACAAAGAUGUAAAGUAGAAGCACAUAGAGACUGUUGACCAGGAAUACAGUGAUCACCUGCUUUGUUGCUUGAGAUUUACCUGCCUUUAAAAGCCUGUUCCUUGAUCCGGUGAAAAUGGCCUGGUUUCCUGGAGCAGGUGUGUUAGAUAAGGUUUCAGACUGAAUUUUGUUCAAGGAGCAGGGCUGAUGAUUACCGUAUUAGGCAACAUGAGACUGGUAGAGGAGGUGAACUUUAUUUACUACAGUUAGCAUAGGAUUAUAGAUAUAUUUAUGGUUGCUGAAUUCUUUUCUACGCAGCCAACGGUGUGUGAGAUAUUUUGCCUAAAGAUCCUUUUAAGCUUUAAGAGUAGUGCUGCAGUGCAGCGCUCCUCCUGUGAGGGCCCAUAUACAACUUGUCUCCUCUCUGUGUGUGACCUGAUUUGGUUUUCCUAAUCAUUUUCCAAAGCUUACACAGACACAUCUGUAAAUCGGACUAAAUCCAGUGCAAUCCAGUGUUAUGUUUUUUUUAUUUUUUUUAUUCCAUGUUGUGAACUCUGCACUUCCUUUCUCAUUAGAGUUAUUCAGCGCUGGAGUGAGUGUGACAUUUUGGGUUAUUCAAAAGUGCACUCUUGGUAAGAACUUGGUGGAAGAGUGCAGAAUGACUCUAAUUGGGGUUUUUUGUGUUGGCAUUGACUCCAGUCAGCGACACCAUGCUGAAUGCACCUGUUUCCCCGUGGCAUGGGGAGUUCUGCUACUACAGAUGCAACGCUGCCACUGCUUGUUAAUUCUGUGUCCUUUUUCUCUGCUCCACAUGUGCAAAGAGAUCCUUUCUUACUGGCUGCACUUUUGGGUUUUUUUGUUGUUUUUUUUUUUGCCACAAAUGAAUUAGUAAGCAGAAUUCACAGCUCUGCAUCAGUGUAUAUAAUGCGUUCAUGUUUUUGUAUAAUAAAACAAAUUAUCUGUAUGCUAAGUUUGUUACUAGACAUUUCUCUGACUUAUGGCUAUAUCAUAGUCACUGCAAAUGUUUCAGUCACUUUUUAUUUCUUUUUGACAGUUAAGUGUCACCAGAUAUACAGUACGGCUUUUCAUUUUGACUGAAAUCACCAGUUCUGAAUUGUUUCUGAAACUAUGGCCAAAAGGCAAGAGAGUGCCUUUAUCAUUCCUCAUACUGAAACUAAGAAAAGUAAGAUUUCUUUUUCAUUUUAUUUUAAAACUAUGACACUGUCGGCCAUAUUCAGAGUUUAAAAUUAAUUUAAGAUUGAACUUGGGUGUGUUCUUUCUUAUCAGCAGGUGCAAAGAAUUAGCCAAAACAUUGGCAAUAUUUAUUUAAUAUUGAACACAAACUAGAAAAAAUUUGGUGUUAUAGAUUAUAUCAUUGAUCCAAUACAUUUUAUGUGUGAUAACCUGAACUCAAUUUAGUAUCAUAGUAUUGUUCAUAAUGAAUUAGGUGUAGCAUCUCAUACACUUGCCAGGGAGAGACGAAGGAAGGACAGAAUAUAAAUUAGGAUGUGCUGAAUCAAGUGCUAUUUUAUAAGCUACUGGAAGCAUUUUGUUAAAUUAAGGCAAAAUUAAAUUUUUUUUAUUUGAUAUCACAAUAGUAAUUUUUUAUUUAGUUUUCAUUUGAAAUUCUUUUAACUAAAGAAAUGUAUUUAUUCCACAAUUCUAUUACUAGGCUAGUGCUUUUGUUUACUAUUGGUGGUGGUGUUGAAAAUAUUGCAAAUCCAGUCUCAGACACUUUUAUUCAAGAAAAAUCUGGCAACCUCCAAGGCAUUGACUACAUGCAGGUAAUUUGCCUUAACUGAAUUGGACAGCAAAAAAUGUUUACAUAAGCAUAUGCUUAAAUUUCCCGACUUGGAUUUAAUUUGGCAACUCUAAAUAUGGCCUUAGGUGCACUUGUGUUGUUUUAUUUUCAUAUCUAAAAAUGAUGCAUUUGUGCAAGAUUUUGUUUCUCAUUUGAAAUGAACAUUGAGACAGUAUAAAAAAUGCUAUAAUUUAAACACCAACCUACAAAAAUAUGAAUGAAAAAUCAGUGCAUUUGUGUGUUUCCAUGUAAACUCAGUGCCUGUGCAAUGAUAGAGUUACUUGAAUGUGUCGGGAUUCAUCACAACUGGACCUACAAACCCUGAGCUCUGGACUCAGACUGGCAACCUGAGGGGAUUGUGCAUUUCUCAUCAGGGAGGAGGUGAGAUUUCAGAUGAGCUGAGUAAGCUGGAAUAAGUCCCUAUGCUUUCAUUGUGUAUGUGUAAAUAUCUAUUAAUACUCUACACUGAACCCAAGGCUGCAUUCAACAGCCAAAAUGCUUCUGGGUUAUUUUUUCCUUCUCUCUUAACGCAUUGUUACUGUGAAGACUUGUUUGCAAAAGAUAAUGGUGUGCAAUAAAAAAUUAAGAUGUUGAA
This is a messenger RNA of Silurus meridionalis, 5290 nucleotides long. It is a transcript of the gene fam20ca, whose product is annotated as FAM20C golgi associated secretory pathway kinase a. Gene Ontology annotation, molecular function: protein serine/threonine kinase activity. Gene Ontology annotation, biological process: protein phosphorylation. The record is from RefSeq and is a predicted model, not a curated record. Bases 707 to 2440 code for a protein of 577 amino acids. Gene Ontology annotation, cellular component: Golgi apparatus. The transcript has 10 exons. Lineage: Eukaryota; Metazoa; Chordata; Actinopteri; Siluriformes; Siluridae.